Messenger RNA from Acaulospora morrowiae, 651 nucleotides. The record is from the annotation of a GenBank genome assembly. NCBI's taxonomy places the organism in Eukaryota, Fungi, Glomeromycota, Glomeromycetes, Diversisporales, Acaulosporaceae.
AUGCCAUUCUCCAAAAUUUUUUUCCGGUUGUAUCUGUCCAAGGUUAACACGAAAAAGACCUCUCAAUCCGAUCAAUCUCCUGAUCGAUUGCUGAUUUAUGUUGGCCCGUUUGCAAAGGAUCUCAUGCUUUACAUAAGGUUGGCUGCAUUUUUUUGUGCUCUGGGAUUUUUGAUGACCCCUACAAUGUUAAUGUAUGGGAAGGCACCCGUGGCAGGCAUUAUAGCUCCAAUAGCAGUAACAAUUCCGACACUCUUCAUCAACAAGAUAAGCGCUACCUACGUAAGCCGUUUAUACAUCGACUUACCCGCCAAAAUCAGAUAUAACCCUAAGAUGCGAAGAACUUUUAAUCCCAAACUAAUAGAUCCGCCCGGAGGCAAUCCCACGAUUUUUAUGGAGACCUAUAAUUGGCUAGGUAUAACGCGCGAACAACGCGUGAAACUAAACGAAUUAAAAGAGUAUAAAGGAACGAACAAGUGGGUUACGUGGGUUAGAGCCGGUGAUGGCGGUGGAGGAAGACAAAUGAGAUUUUAUGUGGAAAAGGAGGCGAUGAGACGGGAUCCGUUUACCAAGGGCUUGGUGGAAUUUAUUGAGAAGAAGGAUGGCGUAUCACAGAUCGCCAAGUCGACGAUAAAGAAUAAAGUUUUGUCGUGA